AUGAAACUUUUUAUUUUAUUAGGCACACGCCAAAACACAACUUCCACUCUUACUCGCUCCACCUCGCUCACCACCGGCGUAAGCAGCAAUGAUCCUUCUGGCCAACAGAAUCCUGGCGCUUCAAACUUACUAACAAAUGUUAAUCGGCGCCUCGAAUCUUUAUUCGGCACACGCGGCAAAACACCGUAUAUGAAAAAUGAAACAGUUCAGUCCUCUGCCAUCAGCGCUGAGCCGUCGGUAUCUGGUGGGCUACCUGGAUCCCUUGGCUCGGUAGGCAUUGCUUGCGUCCAACUUGAUUUGGAGGAGCCUUUAAAUGGAAAAGAAGACCUCGGUCCUACGCGAGAACAGCUGGAUGAGGGGAGCACUUCAACCGGGAUCAAGGCGCAGCUACGAGCUACUGCUUUUGGCAGCACCGAAACUGUUGAAUCGCAUGCGGUAGGCUUACAAAUGACCACCGUUUCCGAGCUUACUUACAACCGAACUGAUUAUUAUAGUGUGAAUAGUCUUACUACCACUGUAGUCAUUAAUUGA
Protopolystoma xenopodis is the source of this 531-nucleotide messenger RNA. Lineage: Eukaryota; Metazoa; Platyhelminthes; Monogenea; Polystomatidea; Polystomatidae. The record is from the annotation of a GenBank genome assembly.